Messenger RNA from Hibiscus syriacus, 2489 nucleotides. RefSeq names its product phosphate transporter PHO1 homolog 3-like. Gene Ontology annotation, cellular component: cytoplasm; plasma membrane; Golgi apparatus. Gene Ontology annotation, molecular function: inositol hexakisphosphate binding. The record is from RefSeq and is a predicted model, not a curated record. The transcript is spliced from 9 exons. The coding region runs from base 109 to 2421 and encodes 770 amino acids. NCBI's taxonomy places the organism in Eukaryota, Viridiplantae, Streptophyta, Magnoliopsida, Malvales, Malvaceae. Gene Ontology annotation, biological process: phosphate ion transport; cellular response to phosphate starvation.
ACAAAGUUUCUCUCAAUUUGUUCCAAAUCCAUUUUCCGACACUUCUUCAAGCUUAGUUUUUUUGUUUUGUUUAACAUUGUUGCAGAGCAGUGCAAAAACCAGACCAAAAUGAAGUUUGGGAAGGAAUUUGCAGCUCAAAUGGUGCCGGAAUGGCAAGGGGCAUACAUGGAUUAUGAUUAUCUUAAAACCCUUUUAAAAGAUAUUCAAGCUUUCAACCAAAGAGCCAAGCAACAACAACCCGUCCCACAUGGAUUAAAACGAAAUCUGUCCAUGUACAGAGCUUUCAGUGGGCUGCUAGUUCAUAGACAUGCUCACCAUUCCGUCGAUCCGACGUCGCCGGACGUUGAAGAGCAUCCCAUUUUGGUGAAUUCCGUCAACCGGAACGGCUCCCACAAGUACGAGACAACGUUCCUUAUGCAGGGGGAGAAAGGCGGAGAGUAUGAACUGGUGUACUUCAGAAGGCUGGACGAUGAGUUCAAUAAGGUGGACAAGUUUUACAAGUCCAAGGUGGCCGAGGUAAUGCAGGAGGCUGAGACACUGAACAAGCAGAUGGAUGCUUUAAUUGCUUUUAGAAUCAAAGUGGAGAAUCCUCAAGGAUGGUCGUGGCAAGACCAGUCUGAUGAUAUGACUCGUCUCGCCUCGUCUGUAGCAGUAUCAACCGCUGUGCUCGCGGCUUCGACUCCGGCCGGCGCUAGAGCAAGCGGCAGAAGAUCAGUUGAGCUCAUGGAGAUCAUCGAAGAAGGGCCGAGCGUGCACGAUGAUUCGGAUGAUGAUAAGAAAGAUACUGCCAAGCAAGAUAUUGAAGCUCAAACCAUUGAAAAACCAGUGGUUGUUAAUAAGUUCAAGGAACAUAAACCAGCUCCGUUGCAGAUACUGGACCGUGUUAAAAUGAAUAACACACUCGCUACGCCUCGAUCCACCAUUAAAGUGUUUCUAAAUGUUCCUAAGCAGUCCGAGUUGAAAUUUAACAUGGAAAAUCUGAAGAGGGUUGAGAAUAAACUUAAGCGAGCUUUUGUUGAAUUCUAUCAGAAACUUCUCCUCCUCAAAAGUUACAGUUUCUUAAAUACAUUGGCUUUCUCAAAAAUCAUGAAGAAAUAUGACAAGAUCAGUUCAAGGAAUGCUUCGAAAUCAUACAUGAACAUGGUGGAUAGUUCUUAUCUAGGUAGCUCCGAAGAGGUUUCGAAACUUAUGGAAAGAGUUGAGGCUACGUUCAUCAAACAUUUUGCAAACUCAAACCGCAGCAAAGGAAUGAAUAUUUUAAGACCAAAAGCUAGGAAACAAAGACAUACAACAACAUUUUACAAUGGAACGGACCAGUACAUGGAAACCAUGUUCCCUCUUUACAGUUUGUUUGGAUUCAUUGUUCUACAUACGGUGAUGUAUGCCAUCAAUGUGUACUUUUGGAGAAGGUAUCGAGUUAAUUAUGCCUUCAUAUUUGGUUUCAAGCAAGGGACAGAGCUCGGCUACCGGGAAGUGCUACUUGUAAGUUUUGGCCUAGCAGUAAUGGCACUUGCUAGUGUGCUCUCAAAUCUUGAUAUGGAGAUGGAUCCCAAAACUAUGGAUUAUAAAGCAUUCACCGAAAUUGUCCCUUUGAUAUUGGUGGCGGUGGUAUUCGUCAUACUGUUCUUGCCAUUCAACAUCCUAUUUCGAUCGAGUCGUUUCUUCUUCCUUACUUGUUUGUUUCACAGCAUAUUAGCCCCUCUUUACAAGGUCAGGCUCCCAGAUUUCUUCCUGGCAGAUCAGUUAACUAGCCAGGUUCAAGCAUUUAGAAGUCUUGAGUUCUACAUUUGCUACUAUGGUUGGGGAGAUUUCAGACACCGAGAAAAUAGCUGCAAUAGCAACGAUGUUUUCACGACUUUCAGCUUCAUCGUGGCCGUGAUUCCUUUCUGGUCUCGCAUGCUUCAGUGCCUGCGUCGUUUUUUCGAGGAGAAAGACACAUUGCAAGGUUACAAUGCAGGGAAAUAUUUCAUCACCAUCGUAGCCCUUUGCUUAAGAACUGCAUACAGUCUUAACAGAGAGUUGAGUUGGGAAAUAUUGGCUCUCAUCUUCUCGGUGACUGCAGCCAUUGUAUGUACUUACUGGGACCUUGUCUAUGAUUGGGGACUUCUUCAACGCAAUUCUAGGAACCGAUGGCUGAGAGACAAACUCCUUAUUCGACGAAAAAGUGUCUAUUUCGGUGCCAUGGUCUUGAAUGUUCUACUGAGAUUUGCAUGGUUGCAAACAGUGUUCAAUUUCAAGAUAUUUGAUUUGCAUAGGCAAACCAUGAUCACCAUAGUGGCCAGCCUCGAGAUUAUCCGGCGAGGGAUGUGGAAUUUCUUCAGGUUAGAGAACGAGCAUUUGAAUAACGCCGGCAAGUAUCGAGCAUUCAAGUCUGUUCCAUUGCCUUUCAACUAUCAUGAAGAUGAAGAAAAAGAUGAAUAAAUAGUUUAUAAUUCAAUAAGGAAUAUAUACAAGUAGUUGUAGAUGUUGGAGAUUAAAUUAUUUCUUUG